Molecule: messenger RNA, 2073 nt
Organism: Ilex paraguariensis (yerba mate)
Lineage: Eukaryota; Viridiplantae; Streptophyta; Magnoliopsida; Aquifoliales; Aquifoliaceae
Source: the annotation of a GenBank genome assembly
AUGGCUUCAUCCCCUGUGACUGCUCCGUCUCCACCAUCUCAACAUUCGGGUUCUUCCCCGCCUGAUCCAACAUCAUCAAAUUCAACAUCAGCGCCACCUCCAUCUUUAUCAUCACCCCCACCAGCCCCACCUACAUCACCACCACCAUCCCCACCAGCAUCUUCACCUCCUCCUCUACCAUCAUCCCCUCCCCCGAAAGAAUCUUCUCCAUCACCACCACCGCCAGCCCAAUCUCAAUCCCUAGCCCCAAAAGAACCACCAGCUUCACUUCCUCCACCAGGUGCUCCACCGGCCUCACCCUCACCACCACCUCCAUCAGAAGCACUAUUACCCCCUUCUCUUCCCAAUGCCUCUCCUACACCACCUUCUAGCAAUGGAGGUGUACCCCCAUUGCCUAUCCUUUCUCCACCACCACCUCCUGUAUCUGAUUCUUCUCUAUCGCCUCCAUCUUCCUCCAAGACUUUAUCUCCGCCUCCACCUUCCCACGCACCUUCACACAAGUCAUCAGGCUCCUCAAAUGCAUCUUCAGGCUCCAGCAGCUCACCGUCAUCUGAUUCAUCUUCCUCAAAUGUAAUUAUUGCAGGAGUCGCCAUCGCAGGUUUCGUGAUUCUUGCCUUUGUCAUUGUCUGCCUAACAUGCACGAGGAAGAAGAAGAAACGACCAUAUUAUAUGGAUCCUGCACUUGGACCCAAAGGUGGAGGAUACUACAAUGGUUCGGCAAACUGGAACAGCCCUCAACCUAUGGACCAUGUUGUUCAGCUUCCUCCACCACCGGGAGUGAUGGGAACACCAAUGGGUGGUCCUGGUGGCUGGGCCGCACCACCCCCAGUAAUGACAAGCAGUGAAUAUAGCUCUGGUUAUUCAGGACAACACCAACACCAACACCAACACCAACACCAUACACCAUUGCCACAAUCACCAAACAUGGGUCUUGGAUUCAGCAAGAGCCAAUUCUCCUAUGAGGAGCUGGCUAUUGCCACUGGUGGAUUUUCUCAGGCCAAUCUACUAGGACAAGGUGGAUUUGGGUACGUGCACAAAGGUGUUUUGCCUGAUGGAAAGGAGGUCGCAGUGAAGAGUCUUAAGUCUGGCAGUGGACAAGGGGAACGGGAGUUCCAGGCUGAGGUUGAAAUCAUUAGUCGUGUUCAUCAUAGACACCUGGUAUCACUUGUUGGAUAUUGCAUUGCUGAUGGGCAGCGUAUGUUGGUUUAUGAAUUCGUUGCCAAUAAGACCUUGGAAUUUCACCUUUAUGGGAAGGAUCAGCCAGUUAUGGACUGGGCAACCAGGCUUCGUAUUGCAUUGGGAUCGGCCAAAGGGCUUGCUUAUCUUCAUGAAGACUGCCACCCACGAAUUAUCCAUCGCGACAUCAAAGCUGCUAAUAUUCUUCUCGACAAUAAUUGUGAAGCCAUGGUGGCAGAUUUUGGAUUGGCUAAACUGUCUUCAGACAAUUACACUCAUGUCUCCACUCGUGUCAUGGGAACUUUUGGGUACUUGGCUCCAGAGUAUGCAUCAAGUGGCAAGCUAACAGAAAAGUCUGAUGUUUUCUCAUUUGGCGUCAUGCUCUUAGAACUCAUAACUGGGCGGCGACCUGUGGAUCCCACAAGUAAAUUUAUGGAAGACAGUUUAGUGGACUGGGCUAGACCCCUUCUAACAAAAGCACUGGAGGAUGGUAACUUUGAUGAGCUCGUGGAUCCACGCUUGGAAGGUAACUUCAACCACAAUGAGAUGGCACGCAUGGUAGCCUGUGCUUCAGCCAGCAUUUGUCAUUCUGCUAGAAGGCGCUCGAAGAUGAGCCAGAUAGUUCGCGCACUGGAUGGAGAUUCAUCACUGGACGACUUGAACGAGGUAGUGAAGCCAGGCCAGAGCACUGCCUUCAACGCUAAAGGAACCGCCCAGGCUUACGAUACUGGUGCAUACAAUGCUGACAUGAUGAAGUUCAGGAAAAUGGUUAUGUCAAGCCAGGAAUUUGCAAGCAGCGAAUACGGAGGAACAAGCGAGUAUGGACUCAAUCCAUCGUCUUCAAGCAGCGACUCCAGAGAGAUGGAUCAUUCCGGGCAUCAGAGGCAGAAACUUUAG